This is a messenger RNA of Chelonus insularis, 1422 nucleotides long. RefSeq names its product mitochondrial ribosomal protein L37 (gene mRpL37). Gene Ontology annotation, cellular component: mitochondrion; ribosome. The record is from RefSeq and is a predicted model, not a curated record. Gene Ontology annotation, biological process: translation. Lineage: Eukaryota; Metazoa; Arthropoda; Insecta; Hymenoptera; Braconidae. Gene Ontology annotation, molecular function: structural constituent of ribosome. Bases 145 to 1386 code for a protein of 413 amino acids. The transcript is spliced from 7 exons.
GCUGUGCUCAAUUAAAUGGCGUUGAGUGAGUGUGAUGGGAAAAGAAGAAUGAUAUAAAUCUAGCAAUAAAGAUUAUAAAAGUUUUGACGAAUAUAAAUUUGGCUGUUUUUAUUAAAUAGGUUGGGAUUCUUUGAAUAAAUAAAAAUGAAGUUUACAAGAGCAUUAAAUGCACAAAAUUUGUAUCGAAUGACAAAAUUUAAUUGGUUUGCUCAUACAAAACGAAGAUUAGUUAUCUCCCCAGCAGAAGCUAAUGUUGCUUCUAGAGGGUUUCCAAUUGUUGAAGCAACAGACAUCAUAAAACCACCACCACCUCCCGAAUGUGAUCCCAGCCUUCUUGAGGGUAUAAUACCACCAGAACCCAUUAAAUAUAAUCCGACACAUCCAGAUUGGAAAGAAAUACCUUGCUUAAAAUAUGAUUCUAAUGACUUAUUAGUAUUGGGUUUGAGUCAAGCUCAAGUUGUGACUAAAACAUUAUUUAUUAAAAAUGCAUUGCCUGAUAAAAUUGAGGCUUUAGCUGAAAAUCCAAGUGAAAAUAUCCAGAACUUACUUGAAAGAAUUGUCUAUACUUCUAAUAUUUUUGAUGCGAUUCAAGUGAAAUUACCGAAAAGAAAGGAUCCUAAGAGACCAGCUUGGGUUUUUCCUAGAGAUUAUGGAAUACCCGAUGUGCGGAAAUCACGUAACAUGGUGGUAAGCAUGCUUCAUCUUUGUGAGUUAUUAAGUGGACCUUCAAUAUCACAACAAAGGCAAAUAAUCCAAAACGGAUUAAUAAAAGCAUUUAUUGAAAAAGAUGAUGAAGUAGUGAUGUUCAAUUCAACAAUUGAUUUCAUGAUUAUGGCUAAAAAUAGUUUGACACCAAUAGAUAAUCCAGAGAAUUUUUCUGAAAUCGCAUUACCAGAUCUAUAUCCAUUGAAUAGUCUUGCUGGUUUACAAAAAGAGCAUAUUUACCAAAUAAAUGAUUUAUAUCCGGUUGCAGCUGAAUCUCCAUUUCGAAACAUCCAUACAAUAUUUGUUUAUCACGAUGUAGAAAAAGUAAAAAAUUUAAGUGAACUACCAGUUACUCAGCAUCAAAUUGAGGGAAGAUUGUUGAUGAAAUCAUUUCUCGCAGCUGUUGCAAAUGCCAAACAAAAAUAUGGAGGCAGAGUUAAAGAUCUUUCAGAACCGAUAACGAUUCAAUGUAUUCAUAUAAAUCGAGGAUCAUUCAGUUUCUCAGUAUUCCAAUUGAACACUAUGGAUAUUCAUGGCACCAAUGAUAAAUGUAAUUAUUGGUGGUCUACACCACAAAUCAAUUUGUUUGAAAAAGCUUUGUACGAGAACGGUAUUCCAAUUAUGACAGGUUUUAAUCCUGAUGUGUUUAAAUACUUUUUAGCAUUUUAUAAAAAUAUGUAGGUCUUAAUUUUAUAAAUAAAACGUUAUAUCAAAUUU